Molecule: messenger RNA, 2001 nt
Organism: Trypanosoma brucei brucei TREU927
Lineage: Eukaryota; Euglenozoa; Kinetoplastea; Trypanosomatida; Trypanosomatidae
Exons: 1
Coding region: 1-2001 (666 amino acids)
Molecular function (GO): protein binding
Source: RefSeq, a predicted model, not a curated record
AUGAAUGAGGAUAAAAAAGCACCCUUGACCGUUGAAACGGGGGCUGAUUCAUCGGAGAAGAAGUCCAUUUUUUCAGUUCCGAACGAGACACUCGUUGAGUUUGACGCGAAGAGUGAUACUAUUCGUGGGGAACUGGUUCAGGUGAUAGCGGCCUGGCUCAUUGAGCAAGGUCUGACAUCAUCUGCGCAGUUGUUAUGUGAUGAAGCCGCGGCACUCUUCCACCAGGAGCACAGCGAGCGGAAAACCCUUCGGGACGUCUCUCGGUCCGUGCAGGAAGGCAACUGGGAGGCUGCAAGUAGUAAAUUGAAGAAACUUGAACCAUUAAUAGCACCGGAGGCUGAUGUGAGUCGUGACUCGUCAUCUCAAACUGCAUCACUCAUUCGAUCACUGCCUUUCUUGCUCGCUCAACAGCAAUUCUUGGAGUAUGUUGACGAAGACGAUGGGCAACGGGCGCAUCAUUUCUUUAUGAGAAGAAUUAAACCACUUGAGGGAACAAUCAAUAGGGAACAUUUCCAGCAGCUAGUUUAUUUGCUUACGUGCAGAAACGUUUCAGAGGCUGGAACGACCUUCCCAGUUUGGCGUGGUUGGACACCAAUGAAGGGGCGCCUGCAGCUUCAAUCCCUUAUUGCGAACAUCAUUGGACACUAUAAUACGAGUCCGUACUGCCACCAGUAUAAGUACCAUGUUGAUGACGAACCAAACGCCACUGUCAUAAACCUGGAACAAAUAUUAGCGAAUUCUUUAUCAUAUGAACUUUUAAAGUCGCAACAUCCCAAUCUAUUGGCGGGUCUUCCUGUGCACCCCGUGUACUCCAUUUGGAGACCCUUGGGUGAGCAGUUGCUUCCCACAAACCUCGUCAUGACGCUGGAUGUCAAUACAUUGUGCCACAGCGCCAAACUUCACACGGGGGAAAACGUACGGCUGACGGCUUGCCAGCCCUUCCUUCAGGUGCCCGCACUCGCUGUUGGGACGGAUGCGGGGGAAAUCUUGUGGGUGCCUCUGAAGAACAGAAAAGAAGACACAACACUGGAAUCACAUGGGGCGUGUACGUCCUUGUACCGUUACAAGGCUCCCGUGAGAGGAAUGACGUACCAUGAGCAACAAUUGCUUCUCUCAUGGAGUGGAUGUCAAGCUGUAGUCCUUAACGUUGUUCAACUAAAGAAGUCAAGAGGCACUGUCCCGGAACAACAGGAUUAUUUGGCUGACUGUGUUGCGAACACAUUUACUCAUGCCGCAGAGGUGCGAUCGGCUUGUUUGUUCCCAUGCGGUUUUAUUCUCGCAACGGGUUUGUCUGACGGAACCGUCACUGAAUGGAAUCUCAUAACAGGGGCACAGAUGUCUCAGCACGCAUUUAGCGCCUCAUCCAUCGAGUCUUUAGCGGUGAAUCGCUCAGGUAGUUGUUACUUCGCCGCCUCGCGAGAGGGUCUUGUCCGCGUUGUGGAUGCUUCCACGGGUGUGCUUCUCUUCACAUUCGCGCUGUUGAUAACCAGUGAAAUAUCUUCUAUAGCUAUUUCCCCUUCCUCCUCACUGCUGCUGGUGUGCUACAAAACUGGUACGCUUCGACUAUGGGAUGUGCUGACAGGCAAUUCACUUGCUCAGCGACUGGAAGGCAUGGAGAGCACAAAAUGUCGAUGCACCUGCGUCACGUUUGGUGCCAAUGACUCGCAUAUUAUAACGGGACACGACGACGGAUGCCUUUAUUUCUGGGACACGGGUCGUUCGCGGCUACGGCGGUGCCAAACCGCCUCAUCUCCGCUAUCUUCUGCCUUUGGGAGUCGGGAGGGUGCUCACGGGGAGUCACCAGUGCUUUAUUCGCCGAAUAAUCCAAGCAUGCAUAACUUCCCUCCGGGUGAAGCAGUGUCGCCGCAAACGUCUCUUCGACUUCAUCGAGCGCAAAUAACCGAUGUGAAGUUUCAGCACAACUAUGUGGUGACGUGUGGGGGUGACGGUAGGAUAUGCAUAUGUGCGAGCGUCAUGAAGGACAUGGAAAGGAGAGUGUGA